Molecule: messenger RNA, 5623 nt
Organism: Periconia digitata
Lineage: Eukaryota; Fungi; Ascomycota; Dothideomycetes; Pleosporales; Periconiaceae
Source: the annotation of a GenBank genome assembly
AUGCCCGGCAAACCUGGAUCUGGGCGCACAGACCGCCUGUCUCUCUCUUCCCAAAAACACUCCCUCUUUGCUGUCCACCCGCCCGACUGUCUGAUCCCCCCCUCUUUCUCUUCCUCCACGGACUACGCGCACCACUCUCCCGACGUCCCCUACCCAGACAACGAGUCAGCGACAGGCAAUGGAGCAAUAGACGUCCGCCACUAUCGACUACAGAUGGCGACAACAGCAAACCACCCUCCCGGCGCCCACGCCGUGGAUCAAGACAUGGGCGACUCGGAUCCCUUCGUGAACCACUCCCAAGAUGCCCACAGGCAGCGAUACGCCGCCUUUGACAAUACCGACUUCUCUCUCUACGUCGGCUCUUCCCCUGAACAAGCAAAGAAAGCGCUCCAAGCCCACCUCGCCGAGACCACACGGAGGCUACAGGAGACUUCACAUUUGGGCAAUGCACUUGUUCAGCAGAGGAAAGAAUUGGAAGAGAGACUUCAGGAGGUCGGCCAGCAGGAGAAGGAUGCGGAAAUCGGUCCAGAGCUGCGCACCAGGCUGGCCGAGCUUGAAAAGGAGUUCAAUGAGGUUGGUAGGGAAACCGCUCGAGCUUUCCUUCCCAAAUCUCGGGUUCCCAGCGGUGAACCUGAUGCCAAUGCGGGUGCUUCAGUCUUCACUAGUGAAGCACAGAACUCUCCCUCCAAAGUCAGUGUUCCUUCUCGGAAACAGCGAAAUCAACAGCCCAGUCGGAUGAACGAUAUAGCACUUGCCACAGAAAUCUCUACUUCUCUACUCGCACAACUCAAGGAUUUGCAGGCUGUUUUGCUCGAGAAAGAUGAAGCCCUCAAGGCAGCCGACCUGGACCGCUCCCAGCUGGAGAUCGAAGUGGAAGGCUUGUCCCAGCGAAUGCGGACUCUGGAUGAGAGCGAGUCUCGAUUGAAGGAUGUCAACUGGAACCUGGAAACUCAAGUGCGCGAGUUUGAGCAACAGUCCAAAGCCCAUGCCGACAAGGAGAACCGUCUCAACCAUGCCAUCAAUCUUACCAAGACAGAGAAAGCCACCCUGGAACGCGAGUUCGAAGAGCUCAAGCAGAAUUUCGCCAAGCUCAGCGACGAGCAGACUUACCGAACCAAGCAGCAUGAGACCGAGUUGUCUGGUCUGCGCCGUAACGUCAGUAUGGGCGAGACGGAGCGAGGUGCUCUUCAACGCAAGAUGGAGGAAAUGGCGACCCAGAAUCAAGAGCUCGCAAAAGCAGUAGCUUACCGCAUGCGUUCUGAAGAGCAAACCUCUCCAGAUGAGAACUCACCUGAAGAAGGCGCUGAUGAGGGCAACACAAUUACUCCCGAACACUCGCCUCCUCCAUCUCCCACUAAGGCAACUCCGCGCCACGGUCAACUCGAAUCUGAAACGCUCAAGCACUCUCUCAACCAUGCACACCGGAUGAUCCAGCAGCUCAAGAACACUAUUCACCGCGAGAAGACGGAGAAGAUGGAAAUCAAGCGUAUGCUUCAAGAAACGCGCGACGAGCUCGAGACGAAUCGCAAUGCUCUCAACGGACCAAGCAGUGCUAGCAAACGCAGGAAAGCCGACAAGGAUGUAUUCAAAAAGCCUCCACGCCCUGAUCGCUUAGGUGCUUUCCGAAUGGGUAGCCAAGAGGUCAUUCUAGAUGAGGAUGAGUGGGAGGAACAUGACGGUACUCCCACGACGCCUAGCAAGCGACCUAAGCAAUCAGACUCUGUGCCUGGCGCGACCUCUAGUGGCUUUACCUCCGCCGCUGAAACUAGCACCACCGAAGGUUUCGAAACCGCCAAUGAGACCUCGGAUGCUGCUUUCGAAACUGCCAAUGAACGUGACGGCACGGCGACAGAGACUGAUGCUUUCCAAACGGGCGCGGAGACACUCGAUGGGAACAGUAGUGAUGAUCUCACCGAGACUGAAGCUGGUCCUUCCGGAGGAACUGUUCGUCGUAGACCCAACUCUUUGUCCAUGUCAGGGCAUCGUGACUCCUACGAAAGUACAGCAUCUACUUCUGGCGAUGAAUGGGAUGAUAAAGAAGUGCAGACACCUGUGCAGGCCCAUCAUCAGCGUUACCGACUCAAAGUCCGUCAAGGAUACCGUAGAUCAAUCACACGAGGCAGCGCAGAUGGCGUUCCCGAUACACCUCCCGCCGGCAAUGACUCCCCCGCUAGCUUCGCGGGCACCAGCAGCAACCGCAGCACUCCCGUUCAAGGCAAGAGUUUAUUUGCCGAGCUAGGCGGUUUAAGCGCUGGAGAGAGCGAGGACGGUAGCGUUGCUGACGGAACCCCGAGCCGAUCAAGUGUCAUCUCUCCAGAGUCUUCGCCUGAAGUGUCCAGAAAAGUCACCUUAGGCAAAUCACCGCUUCAAUCUUUCGUCAUUCCCAAGACGGUGCUGAUGGUAGACUCGAGCGUGAUGACGGACCCUUGGGAACCAGCUGCGGACGUACCAGUGCCAGUCCUUGAGAGAUCAUCCAUCUGGUCGCAAAACACGGAACCAAACCAUGUUCAGCCGCCAGCUCUUCACAUUUCCUCGGUCGCUGCUCAAGAUACUGUCCCCCAGGCGGCACCAGUACCAUCACUAGGACUUGCUGUACUAAGUGCACAAGGAACAGAACCCCAGUCGGUUCCACCUCCCUCACUAGCCAUGGCCAGCUUCCCACACCAAACAACAGAGCCUCGAUCUGUUCCACCUCCCUCUUUGGCGAUGGCUAGUUUCCCGCACCAGACAACGGAGCCUCGAGAUGUUUCUCGGCCUGCUCUACAGAGGUCCUUGCUUUCUUCACAGAAUACAAUUCCUCAAGCUCUCCCGGCUCCUUCUCUUCAGAUAGGUACUGUUUCAGGAUACGGGACAGAACCUCAUUCACCCCCUCCGCCAGCGUUCAACAUUUCCACUAUAUCUGGCCAUGAUACUGUGCCACAAUCACCCCCUCGGCCCACCUUUUCCAUGUCUUCGCACUGGGCACAAGGAUCUGAGCCGUCUGAACCUACGGGCCACCAGCAUUUGUCUUCACCUCUCAACGUUUCAACAGUUGUGGGACAGGCAACAGAGCCUGUACAGUCCACUUCGAAUAUAUCGGCUGCUGCACCACUCCUAGCAGCUGGCCUGGCUUCUCAAAUGACUGAGCCUUCAGAGCCUUCGGAGCAAACUACUAGGGAUAUACAUUCUGAGCAGAACCAUCAACAGGCUCCGUUCAGCGUGGGAUCUCUGUCAAGCCAGACUACGGUACCAGGCGAACCACCUCAGCUACCACCAAUCAAACUGGAUGUCUCUGAUGUCUUUUCACAAAGUACAGUGCCCGCGGAGAUUCCUCGACCACGCCCCCAUGAAAUGUCUUCGCUUUCAGCCCAAAAUACGGCACCUGUGGAGAUGACAAGACCAGCUCGACCACAACUUUCUUCACUAUCUAGCCAGACGACUCUGCCCGUUGAAAGUGCCAAACCAGCUCGCCCGCAAUUUUCUUCCUUGUCCAGCCAGGCGACUCAACCCGUCCAGACCGCAAGGCCAAGUCCCCCGCAAUUUUCUGGGCUUGCCGCCCAAUCUACGCGGCCUGUUGAGAUUGCGAAGCCCGCUCACCCACAACUGUCGUUGCUCACUUCUCUGACGACAGAGCCGAUCAGCUCGCCGUUGCCUGCUGCGCCACAAUUCUCGGGUGUGUCUCAUCAGCACAGUCUGCCCGUUGAAGCGCAGAAGCAGUUGCCCGCCUUCUCGACGUUGAAUGUGCAGCAUACAGAUCCCGUCGAAGCACCCGUUCGCCCUCAACCGAAGCACACAUUCUCCGAAGUCGCGAUUCUCCACGAUGCUCAGCCAGAAUCGCCUACACUUCCCACUUUCUUGCCUAGCCCUAGCAGGCCAUCCACAGCUAACCGUGUGGUACCUCCUACAUUAGGCCUGUCGGAUAUCGCUUCUCACGAGACAGCGCCAAAUGUGCCUUCUAGACCAGUCACUGCUCAUCGUACGAUUCCUCAAGAUACGCCAUUGGGCAAAGUCGAACAGCCAAAGACUCCAAUGGCGGAUGGAGGCACACAGACAAUGGUGUCUUCAGAGCAAAUCGACAGAUUGCUUAUGGCAAGGAGUCAACGGUACUCUGGAACCAUUGCGAACGCCGAUGUUGAAAAGGCUAUGUCGCCCCCAGCAUCCCCAAGCAAGCACCAUGCCAAUGAGCAACAGCGGCUAAGCAGGCGCUCCAGUACUUCCUCUAGUAUCCGCUCACGUAGUGCCAUGCUUCCGCCGCUUCCCGCGGACCACAAGGAAGUUAUUGCAGCUGCUUCUCUCAAAUCCCCUGCCUUGACUCCCGUGCCACCGACAACUCCGGGUCCCAUGGGCCCGCCAAUCGUACCAGCAUCUGCCUACAAGAAACGACCUCAGACGCCAGUCAUCAAAACUACACCUGCUGCGGCCAGUCCCAAGACCGGGGGGACUACACCUCGUCCAAGGCCUCGUUCUCAGCCUCGCAGCGGUGCAGUUUCGCCCGUCACGCGCCGUUCAUCCAUCUCAUCGUUCAGCUCGGAGAUCGACCAUCGUUUCAAUAUAGCAGGAAUGAACCCUCUCAGCCAAACUGGUCUGGAUCCGGCCAAGGUUGACCCACGUAUGAUUCAAGCCAUAACACAGACCAUGUUGGGUGAAUUCAUGUGGAAGUACACCAGGAGGACCGGACAGAAGGGCAUGUCCCAGACCCGUCAUCGUCGUUAUUUCUGGGUUCACCCCUUCACUCGAACUGUGUACUGGAGUAAAGAUGGUCCUGCACGGGGAACACAACAAGUAAAGGCGAAGAGUCUGUCCAUUGAGGGCGUGCAUACGGUCGGUGAUAAUAACCCAUUGCCCCCCGGUCUGCAUCAUCAGAGCAUAGUCAUCACUACACCUGGACGUGAAAUUCAAUUCACCGCGCCAACGAGUCAACGCCACGAAACGUGGUUGAAUGCCCUUCUUUACCUGCUUCAACGUACAGACCAAGGUCCAGAUGAUGGCCGGUCAGAGACAGAGGAAAUCCAGGACGAGUUCAACCCCGGAUCUAGGAGUAUAUCAAGGCAAACCGGUCGUUCGAGAGCUUCCUAUGUGACUCACUCAAGUCACCAUUCGCAAUAUCCUACUCUCCGGCAAUCGACGUUGACGCCCAACCGACCUAAUUCGCGAGACCCAGGCCAGGGAUCAGGACCUGGACGCCUAAGCACCAUGUUCCGUUCUAGAUCGAACUUGAGAGGUUCUUUCUCUAGUCGCUUCAGCAAAUCGGGUACACAAGAAGUCACCGGCGCGGAUGGGCAACAUGAUAUGGCUGAUUCACACGAUCUCGGUCGUGAGAUGUGGGAGUCGCACGAAAGCGCGGACAAUAUGGAAGACGUGAGGGCAUGCUGCAAUGGAAAACACCAUCUUCACAAGAUACCCCACCAUCACAACACUGCCAAAAAUCGACACCACAGCUAUAACACGGGUAUCAGCUCUCGACCCUCGUUCAUCGGCUCAAUCAGCUCACGGGCGCAAUCUCGGACUGCGUCUAGGACUGAGUCUCGGACUGUGUCUCGAACUGAAUCGCAUGCAGAGGUGGAAGGUGCAAACAAUGGUGCUUCAUAAGCCUCCACUUGCACCUCUCUCCAGCAUGGCAGAUCGUCCCUACAAUUGUUUCGUU